Messenger RNA from Arabis nemorensis, 1200 nucleotides. The record is from the annotation of a GenBank genome assembly. Lineage: Eukaryota; Viridiplantae; Streptophyta; Magnoliopsida; Brassicales; Brassicaceae.
AUGAAACCGGAUAACACAAUUGGUGGUAUUGAUGAUGUUAUGCUUUUUUGGCAAGGAGUUGAAGGAGAACGAUACAUCAUGGCUAGCCAAAGUGUUUUGGAAGAGAUAUUCACUGCUGAGGAAAUAGUUGUUUUCGAGAGAAGCCAUAUGGAGAGGGCAAAGAAAGUGGCUGCUGCUGGGCAGGGAUUCGAAACAGAACGUACGGUGGCACCAAUGUCACUUAAUACAGAAGGGGACAGUGUGGCGUGGACUUCUAGCUUUACAGCGGCGGUGGGACAUCUAAACUUAGUCACGCCAAGUAAAGAAGUUUCGCAGGAGCAAGUCAUAGGGUUUGAGACACCAAACAGUAAUCCCCAAUGCUCACAGCAAAAGACAAUAGAUAAGGGGAAAGGGAAGGUCGUAGAUAGUGACCUUGGAGACAUGCCUUCCCUGCAGCUAACAAUGGGGCGUAGCUCUGUUAGUGCCCCUAAUGAGCAUCAAGAAGACACAGAGCCAUCCGAUGACGACUCUUCAGAUAGUAGUUUGUUUGGUGGUGAUGGUUUCAAACACGAAAAUGAGGUUUACGUCGGCAUGAUCUUCAGAAUAGAAUGUAAUGGUCGGUCUUGUCCGUGGCGUGUUUAUGCUGUGAAAAUGGGAGGAUCAGAAUGGUACCAAGUUAGGCGUGUCAGACUUGACCAUUCAUGCACGAUUGACGAGAGGGGUGACUUCCAAAGGCUGGCUACUAGCUCUGUGAUAGAAGAUAUGAUGAGGUCAACGUACAACGGAAUGGGAGCAGGCCUUAGACCAGCUAGAGGGUCAACCGGUGCAUCAGACAACUCAUUGCAAACGUAUCUCGAAAAGAUUGUUCUUGGUAAUCAGGGGACUAUAGUGGGACUGGAGACAAUUUACGACGAGGCUAAGACUUGCAGCUGUUGCGAGUUUCAAAAGUUGGCAAUCCCAUGCAGUCAUGGUGUAGCCGCUGCUUUACGAGCAAAAGUGAAAGUCGACUCACUCCUUGCGGAUGAAUACACAAACCGAUACCUAAAGAUGGCAUACAGUCAGAGCAUUUAUCCGACAGCUGAUGUCCCAACAGGACUGCGUACUACUAUCGCUGAUCUUAAGCUGCUUCCACCAUCGAUAAGACGCCCACCCGGAAGGCCACGCAAAACACGAAUCACAUCUCGUGGGGAGAUCCGGAUAACAACUACCUUGUCGUGGUAA